Molecule: messenger RNA, 1359 nt
Organism: Peniophora sp. CBMAI 1063
Lineage: Eukaryota; Fungi; Basidiomycota; Agaricomycetes; Russulales; Peniophoraceae
Source: the annotation of a GenBank genome assembly
AUGCCUUCGCCUGAAGAAGCCUCCACAUCUACUGCACCGCCCCCGUCUUUCAAGGAGCUGGGCAUCAUUGACCCCUUACUUGAAGCUAUCGCCACGCUGAAAUAUAAGGCGCCUACGGAGAUUCAGGCGCAGGCUCUUCCUCACGCUCUCGAAGGCCGCGACAUCAUCGGUGUUGCAUCUACUGGUAGCGGAAAGACUGCCGCAUUCGCACUGCCAAUACUCCAAAAACUAUGGGAGGCACCUCAACGGCAACUCUUUGCCUGUGUCUUGGCACCCACACGCGAGCUCGCCUACCAAAUAUCCCAACAAUUCGAGGCACUUGGCUCUAGUUUGGGCGUUCGCGCUGUGACACUCGUGGGCGGUAUCAGCGAAACAGAGCAAGCCAUUGCGCUCGCGAAAAAGCCGCACGUAGUCGUUGCUACCCCCGGACGAUUGCAUUGGCAUCUAGAGAAUACGAAGGGAUUUAGUCUGAAGGCGCUGAAGUUUCUAGUGUUGGACGAGGCGGAUAGGUUGCUGGAUCUGGAUUUUGGGCCGGUGAUCGACAAGAUCUUGAAGGCCAUUCCGAGGGAGAGGACGACAUAUCUGUAUUCGGCGACCAUGACUACAAAAGUCGCGAAACUCCAGCGCGCAAGUUUGUCGAACCCAGUACGCGUCGAAGUAAACUCAAAAUAUUCCACUGUCUCGACAUUGCUACAGUACUAUCUGUUCAUCCCACUUGUCCAAAAGGACGUUCAUCUCGUCCACCUCUGCAAUAACCUCGCCCAGAACUCAAUAAUGGUCUUCACCCGAACAGUCCAUGACGCCCAACGCCUUUCCCUCAUCCUCCGCACUCUCGGCUUCCCGGCAGUCCCCUUGCACGGCCAACUCUCCCAAUCUCAGCGUCUCGGUGCACUCGCCAAGUUCAAAGCAGGAGGACGAAGUGUGCUGAUCGCCACGGACGUCGCGUCGCGUGGACUGGACAUCCCGUCCGUGGAUGUUGUCGUGAACUUCGACAUCCCGACACACUCGAAGGACUACAUCCAUCGAGUGGGACGGACGGCCAGGGCCGGCAGGGCCGGAAAGGCCAUCACGCUCGUCACGCAGUAUGACGUCGAGCUUAUACAGCGUAUCGAGGCGGUCAUCGGGAAGAAGAUGGACUUGUGGCCGGCGGAUAAGGAGGAGGUUGCGUUGUUGCGCGAGCGAGUCGACGAGGCGUCACGGUUAGCUGCCGCAGAGCUUCGCGAGCAGCAGGCGCAAGGAGGCCGCGGCAAGAAGCGGAGGACGGGUGGCGGUGGCGGUGAGGAUGACAAGGAUCGCGAUGAUGAUGAGGUUGAGGCGGGUAUGCCCAGCGCGAAGAAGCGGAGAGGUGGGAAGAGGUAG